CGUUUUCGACUGGCAAGUACCAUGGAUUACUUGGUUUUGCCUCAUUUUUCUGGUUAUCUUCACUCUGAUACUCUACUUCGUUCCGAUAAGGGUGGUUCUAUGCAUAACAGCCAUGUUUAUGACCGCCUUGCAGCACACCGUCAGCCCAUUCGACGUGCUUUGGAAAUCGUUCUGCAACACUAA
This is a messenger RNA of Hydatigera taeniaeformis, 183 nucleotides long. The record is from the annotation of a GenBank genome assembly. Lineage: Eukaryota; Metazoa; Platyhelminthes; Cestoda; Cyclophyllidea; Taeniidae.